UUAAUUAGUAUUAUGUUGCAGAGGAGCCAUCCAGUUCAUCCAGAUGUUUCAGAGCCUCCCCCAUUGCAGUCGGACUCUGAGGAGGAGGAAUACGAGGACAUGUCCACCCAAAAAUUGAAGAAGGUGGUUGAGGAGGGUGGACUCACUCAAACCUCCACGGCACUAAUUUUGGGAAUUUUUAUGCAAAAAGUUGACGACAGAGAUGAAAAGUUGAAAAAUGUUGUCAAAGCUGGGUCAUCUACCACUACUACUACGGUGGCUACAACAUCCCGGUUAAAAGCGAUACGGGAGGCAGUCCAAGGAAGGAUUUCAUUUGUGGGGAAUGAUGAAGACUUGGUGAAGGAUCCUCAGUUCAAACUGGCUAUGGAAUCACUCGUCAAGAACCCGAUCACUGCAGUUUUCAACGGUGUCACCCUCACCGCUUUAUGGGACCAGAAACGAUCCAGGUUUGGAUAUCGUGACUCCACUCCCAGGCAUGAGCACCCCAAUGGGGUAAACUUUUUUAAGUGUCGACUGGAUUUUUGUUGGAUUGAUGAGAAGUGUCCCACAUGGAACCAUUGUCCCACUCACUGCCCAACAAGCGUGUAUUUUGUUCGUGAUAUUAAGGCUAACACCACCACCAUUGCAAUCAUCAUUCCAAAGAUUCUAAAAACCGGUGGGUACAAGGAUGAAGAGCUGCAAAUAUACUCCAAAUCAAAAACCGGAUUGUCCAACUCAAAGUCCCUCUACUAUUACAUGGACUCCCACAAAGAUUCCAAAACUAACCCCCACGAAGCUGUUCUUAAAUCAUUCAAUUCCUUCAUUUACUCGACAGAAGACUUGUUGGCAGGAGAGGGAAAUCAGCAUAACAUGGUCGCAAUGAGCGUAAUGACAAUGUUAUACAACUCGGUUUGUGAUGUGAAAGACAGGGUCAAGUUUAUAAAUGAGGAGAUUCACUUCCGAAAUUGUGAUGGAUUUCAGAAGGACUUCUUUGUGAAGUUGAGACAAAUUUUUGAAGUGAACGAUUUCAUCUUCAAAAUCACGGGCGAGAAGAAGUCCACCACCGUUCUACCGAAGUCUCUUCAUCCAGCAGUCUCCUACGGCCACCUGCCCAGCUCGUACCUCGCAAGGGACACCACAACGGGUGAAAUCUACUCCGGGGUUAAAUGGGGGAUGAAGGUGCACACAAAAGGUGCAGGAUCCAAUGGUCAUACCACAGCUAAAAAGACGGCAUUAUCCGAUUUUGACAAGAGUCAGAUCAACAGGGUUUAUCAAUUUGCUCACCCCAAAGCUGAUCUCAUCAAGGACAAGAAGAGUUACACUCGGUUGUCAAAGGGGGAGAAAAAAAUCCACCUUGAAAUGAAGGAGAAAGCUCAGCGCGUCGAAACUCUUGGCCAUAUAUCAUCACUACUCGCACAGAUGCUUGGUUUGAAGAUCAACAGCCACGACAUAAUUUUUAUGGCUCAAAAGUUUUCCCACUUUGAUGACUCCUUUUCAAAAUCUAUAUUCGAUGAUGUGUUUGGUUAUCUGUAUGGUGAGGUUGUGGAAGUGGAGAUUCCAAUGGUGGUUAAAGAUGGGGAUGGGAAUCUCAUUUUUCAGUUUGUUAAGUAGGUUGUUGUUUCUUUUUUUACUAAUAAUUGAUUGUACGGUGCUGCUAU
Messenger RNA from Folsomia candida, 1637 nucleotides. RefSeq lists its product as uncharacterized. NCBI's taxonomy places the organism in Eukaryota, Metazoa, Arthropoda, Collembola, Entomobryomorpha, Isotomidae. The transcript is spliced from 3 exons. The coding region runs from base 13 to 1590 and encodes 525 amino acids. The record is from RefSeq and is a predicted model, not a curated record.